GGGAGGAAGGAGAGAUGUGAACUGAGUACAGAGAGGGAAAGAGAAAGGAGACAUGAGGGGUGAGAUCUGAACAUGAUAUGUAACCAGGACGGAGGUGUGAAUACAGCUUUUUUGGAUGUGUGAGUAAAAUUACAGGCACGGCUGCAUUCCGCUUCCUUAGGAGAGUGCAUACCGGAGAGUGAUUUCUCCUGAGGAUGUCCUAAAAUGGUUUCCGUAAGUGACAGCUCUCUUCUUCUGCUCUUCUGUCAAGGGAUUUUCACACUCCUGCUCAUUCUCAGGGAGCUGCUGUUGUACAGCAGUGUGAGGGACCCCCGCUAGUAGACCCGGCUCAGUAGACACAGAUCUGCUUCACCAGGACUCGGAAGAUGGCGGCAGAUGAUCGGUACAGAUCGGACACAGCGAAGGUGAAGCGUAAGGAACAGCUGAACCGAUGGAUGGGAUCAGAGACAGAGAGAUGUAUGGGUUCUGGUACCUCCCACCGCCCCGCACGGGUCCGCUUUGCCCAGGGAGCUGUGUUUAUGGCCGCUUGUUCUGCCGGGGACCGAGACGAAGUUCGGCAAUUGUUGACUGCCGGGGCCCCGAUCAAUGGAACCAAUGUGGAUGGACUGACAGCGCUGCACCAGGCCUGCAUUGACGAGAAUCUAGAAAUGGUGCAGUUUCUGGUGGAGAAUGGAUCUAAUGUGAACCAGCCAGAUAAUGAAGGGUGGACGCCUCUCCAUGCUGCAGCUUCUUGCGGCUUCGUCAGUAUUGCACAGUAUUUGAUCGCUAAUGGGGCUAGUGUGGCUGCUGUGAAUAGUGAAGGGGAGCUGCCUCUAGAUGUGUCCCAUGAGAGUGCAAUGGAGAAACUGCUGAAAAGUGAGGUCAAAAAGCAAGGCGUGGACCCAGAUGUAGCUCGGCGGGAGGAGGAGGAGGUGAUGCUGAGAGACGUACGGCAUUGGUUAAACAGUGGGAAAGCAGAGGACAUAAGGCAUCCAACCACUGGGGCCACCGCUCUGCACGUGGCUGCAGCCAAGGGCUACACUGAGGUGAUAAGGUUGCUUCUGCAACUGGGCUUUGAUGUGGAUGCCCGAGACUUUGACGGUUGGACACCUUUGCAUGCGGCCACUCACUGGGGCCAGGAGGAUGCAUGUCGCCUGUUGGUUGAGGCUCUCUGUGACAUGGAGGUUAUCAACAAAGUGGGGCAGACGGCCAUUGAUGUUGCAGAUGAGAGUUUAGAGACUGUGCUGGAAGAAUUAAAGAAGAAACAAAGUGUGCUACGUUUGGAGAAGAAGAAAACCGCACCCCAAAUUCUCAACCAAAGUUCCCUGAACCAGAACGCAGCUAACAAGAGUCGAAGGAGUUCUAUUUCUCGUAUGAGCAGCCAAGAGAAAGUUGCACUUCGUGUCCAGGAUAAGGAGCGUCGGGCGCAGCCUACCCCAUCCGUUGGGCUUCCUUCUAUACCCACCACUGUGGGAUCUGAUGCAGAGUCUGGCUCUGACACAGAGUCACAGAAAGUAAAAGCUCAGGAAAGAAUUAAUAACUUAAACAAUCAAUUGCGUAAUCUUCCGGAACCAGCAGCAAAGAAGGCCAGUGUUGUGCAGGAGCAGGAGAAGUCCGAGCCGGCCUCUGGUUCCUGGCGAGCCUCUCUGAGGAAGACUGGAAGCACUGGCGCACUGAGUACAGGAACUGCUGCAGAGGAGGGAAGAAGGGCAGCAUUGCCAAAGUCUGCUUCUAGUUCUCAGCUGUCUGAAAGGGAGAAAGCUGGUUCUGAGCUUCGUCUGGCUCGUGUACCUCCAAACCAGAAGCUGCAAAGUAACCAGGAGAAUGCUAGAGACAGUGUGAUGGGCCGGGGAUCAUACUUGCGGCAGCGUACUGAAGGAGAGGAGGGAAUAAGCUCUGUGCGCAGGCAGUGGGGUGAACGCCCUGCUGCUAAAACUGAAAAUUCCAUCCCAAGGAGAGAGCCUUUGACUGCGAAAUCAGAAACUCCUGUGCCAAACAAAACACCUAUAGCUCCCAAAGAAGAGAACCUGAUUUCAACACCUGAUGCACUUGGAAGACGAACAGGGACUACUAAUGCUAUUACCACUAAUACAGAGCCAGCGGUCAACACUGAGACAAAGGAGAGGCGCAGGUCCUAUCUGACACCAGUGCGGGAUGAGGAGGCUGAGGCUCAGCGUAAAGCAAGGUCUCGCCAUGCACGACAGUCUCGGAGGUCCACUCAGGGAGUAACUCUUACUGACCUGAAGGAGGCAGAAAAAGUUAUGAAAGGUCAGCAGGACAAUAAAGAGGCUGAACCGACCCCAGAGCCAGUGAAGGCCCAAGAGGAGGAGAAUAACAGAGAGAGCCAAGUAAAAGCCAGGACCAGCCGUGGAGCCAGUGAGGAAGGGACGGAGGUCAGUUGGAGGGCUCGCAUUGCCAGUUUGCAAAAAUCUGAUCUAUUAGGGCUAACUACUCCAGAUACAGCACCUACCCCAUCAGGAUCCAACAGACGAGCAGGAGGCCAGAGCUUAGAAAGCAAAGAGAUGCAAAAGUCCCAGGAGGACGAGAAGGAGAGUGAUGAGAAAGGUGGGAAAAACAAAGCAGGGGUGAAGGACAGGAGAAGACCACGGGGCAAGCGAAGAUCCACUGGUGUUCCACUAACCACUAGAGAUAGUGAUGAAGAAGACUCUGAAGAUGAAGAGGGAAAUGGUGACAGCUCACAAACUCAGGUAGACGGACUUGUUUCUCGGGCAGAUAGUCGGUCGAACACACACACCACAAUCCGCGGAGAGCCAUCGCUAGCGUCUGAGUAUCGGGAUACAAGAGAUUUUAAAAAACUUUAUGAGGAACAAAUAAGGGACAAUGGACGCCUACGCUCCCAGCUGCUAAAUACCCAGAACUUGGUUAACGAGACCAAAGCUGAGCUUGAAAGAGCCCAACAGAGACAGGAGAGAAGCGUUGAUAGAUCCUUUCUGAUUGACACAGAGAAGAAGGAAAAGGUCAUCUUGGAACGCAGACUGUCUGAGUUGCAAGAAGAGUUGAAGGUUCUUGGGGACCUUAAGGCAGAUAACCAACGUCUAAAAGAUGAGAAUGGAGCACUGAUCAGAGUCAUCAGUAAAUUGUCCAAAUAGCAAAGCUGCUACAUUGGAGAUACUUUCUCUCCCACUUGUCACCAGCCUUGGAACCGUCCAGUCGGACAUACAUAGCAUUUUUGGAGGAUGUGGGAGAAUAGAGGAUGCAUGUAUGUAAUGUAUUUACACUCAGCCACCCCUGAAUUUGUCCAGGAAUCACAUUGGAGGUUUGUUGGUGCAUAAAGGAAGGGAUGGGACCAUCUACAGAAGGUGUUUCAUCUGUAGUUUACAAAGCACUGGGCAUAAGAACUUGGCUUUUGUGUACCUUGCUUGACCCAUCUUCACCAGUUUGCUGAUUUGCUCAGUGUGGGAGCAGUGGAGCCCCCUUGGGAAGUGUUUCCAUGGUGUCUCCAUCUGAAGAAACACAGAGCUUAUGUCUUGGACCAUUUGCAACUUUACUAGGAACAACUAUUCUACCUAUUUCCCUGUAAAUUAUAUUAUGUGUUCCUUACACUGUGGAUUCAUCUGCAAACACCACAUUUACUGGACUAGACCCAAAAUCCUUUACAUAUUUUUUUAAGAGGCCAACUCCAUAUUGGGAUGACAACGAGUUCCACACAAAUCUACCUAAUCUCUGGUGAAGAACCCAAGUGCAAAUGUACUGCAAUGCAGAUACAGAUUACUUUCUGGAAAAAAACCAAUGCUAGUACCGCUUUAUAAUACCGUUCAUCCUUAUUCCCCUUGGGUCCAGUGGAAUUGUGGGAGCGCAGCUUGAGCUGUGGGAAAGGCGGCUGGAUUAUUUGGCGCGAUGUCAAGCAACAGGGACCUCGGAUGUGAGGGGUGGCUGAUGUGUUCUGUCCUGACAAGUGUGUUCCACCCACAAUGUGUGCACAGAGAGAAAGUCACAGAAGAAACACUGAUUUGUGCGUGGGGCAAGCACCGUCUGAUCAACAGGAUUUAAACAUUGGAAAGAGCACAAAUUUGUACGCCCAUUAUACCCCCCCCCCCAUUCCCCCUUCCCAGUUUAUUUGUUUUUGCAACGGACCACACUUUGCUGAAAGAGGCUGCAGGGUAGGGGUAGGUAUCCCACUAUGUUGUCCAUUAUUUGAGCACAUUUUAGACACCAUAAAGAAGACGUGUUAUGUCUUCUAGUCACUUUAAUUUUUUGUUCCCACCCCCACCUUCUGCACUGGUUUUUCGUUUGUUCCUAUGAGAGAGAGAUUUUAUUUAUUGUUUGGGGGGAAAAAAACGAUUUCCCCUUAAUUGUGCCCUGAUACCAGAACAUCCAUUCUCCUCAGAGGAAUGCUAGUUGACUUUAUCCAGUCCUGUGUGAACGUGGCAGUGCAGUAGUUCAUAUACAGUCAGCAAUCAAUUGCUGUUAGAUUAGGGAAUAGCAAUUGCCGAUGUGUUGCUGCAUCGAUCAAGGUGCCCGUGCUUGUCCCAAAUCUAAUAUUGCCAGGGUGUAAAUGCCUAUUGUCAUCACUUUUUCUUCUGCUCAGCUGUGUCCAGCCAGCUCAAGCAGGUGCCAUUUGAUCCCUUUGGUAGCCAAUCAGAGUGUUUAAAUGUGCCCUACACAACCACGACAGGCAUUAGAAACAGCAACAAGAUAGGUGUGAUGUGCACUGAGGUUCAUAAAAUCUACUUGUUGCAGUGCACAGAUAAGGCGUUCAGAGAGGGGGUUUUGCAAAACCUGAUAUCUGUGCUGUUUUAGGAGGUGCUUAUAUAUAGAUUUUUGUUUACACUGGUUACAGCUAUACCAUGUGAUACUGUCCUAUAAAUGGGUGGAGCAUGUUCGUUUAGAACAUAUGAAUGGGCCAGUAAGAAUGAGUAAUCACAAAAGGUGGAUUCAGACCUGGCAAAAACGCACUACAAAUAAGUAUACAUUAGUACCAAUAAGCCACAUGAUACAAACCCUUCACUUCUUCAGUACUUAUAAAUAAGCUUUGAAACUGUGAGCCAGAGGGGAUACCUAAAUCAUGUGGACAUUUUUACAGUGUCUGUUCCGCCAUACCCACUACUUCCCUACUCCAAUGAUUCCUUAAAGGGGUCCUGCACGCAAAAACUGAAAAUGCAGCUUUCCAGUAUAAAUCAAUGAAACAUUUUUAGAUUGUAAUUGCUUUAAUUACCUUCCAGUUUUAACAGGAAUAUAGCUCUAUAUAUAAAAGUGCCCAGCUCGAAACCCGUAUUUGACAGGUUCCCCCUGCUUUCUGCUACAAACCUGUGUUAGUACAUUGCCUAUGUAAAUCACUUUCCUGUUCUUGAAGGUGCGUCCAUGGAUCGACACAAGUGAGAGGCAGGGGGACCCUUUCAAAUGUGGGGUUAGCGCUGGUCACAUUUUUAUAAGUAACCCUGUGCUCCUUAGUACUACAAACUGUACCCCUUAGUGCUCAUUCUAAAAGUCUGUGGUCAGACAGGUGGUAAGUAUAGGGCUCUGUUGCAGUCUGUGCCCACCAGCGCACCCUACCCAAACUUCUAAAGAACAUACAAGUUUAGGGAACACUAAAGGGGAAACACAGAGUAUUCCCAUAUGCCUCCCCCCAACCUGUCUCUCAUGAAUACAUCACUGCUAAACGCUGGCAGCAAUGUAUGCAUGAGGGGAAUGCAGGUCUUUGCAUGCCAGACCUGUAGAAAUUCAGAGAAGUGGCAGAUCGGGCACCAAGUGUGAAAUUGCACACAUUUUUUUCACAUAUUUUUGCACUUUGUACCCUGCCCUGCCCUGCCCUGUUAUUGACCCCUUGUAUCUGAUUGUUUACAUUCUAUGCAAUUCUGCAUCUGUCUCCUUAAGCCGAUUAACAGACCUGCAGGAGUACUGACUCCUGCUACAUUGUUUCGAUAGUCAGACGCAGAGAACAGAAAGGGAUAAACAAACCGUUUUGCUUUUAGCAUUUACACUAACUGUAAAACCACUGCCUUUUUUUAAUUAAUGUAUAUCCAGUAAGCUCCUUAGAAGUACAGUGCAAAAAUCAGUUUUUGGGUGGAGUUCCCCUUUACUAGUCUAAAUAAAUCUUAUGACAAAGUGUGUUAUUAUUUUUAACUGUCAGAUUGGCGAGCGGUGAGUGCCCUGCUGGUCUUGUAUAAAAACACUAAAGUCCCCAGUCAUUAAGGGCAAGGGUUUGCAGGCGCUGUUGGCAAGAGAGCGGCUGUCUUGUGACAUGGCAGAAUUCCGUCCUUGUUCCCAGACCUUACAGAGGAAAGGAAUUCUUUACACUGCGGCAGGAAGCAGCACAGGGGAAAAAAAGUAGGAGACUGGAAUCCAGUCCAUUUCCUGGCAAGGACCCAGCUGAGGCAUAUCAGGGUCUGUAGAGUUGAGAUCAGCUUGAGUUUAUCCACUUAUAUACUGCCUGUUCCUCCUACGGCCCCUAAACUGAACUCCAUCCAAGUCUUCCCCUCCAGGAGUGCACCCUAUCUCCCUCUCCUUCCUGUGUUAUCUUUUCACUCACAUUUUAUUAUUUUUGUGCAAUAUAUAUUAUAUUUAUAAAUGGUUUUGCCAAACACUGUGUUUUGUUCAAGCUGCGGAUCUGCCUUUAUUUUUUUGCUUUAAUAUUGUUUAUAUAAUUUAUAAAUGCACUGUUUUUAAGGCACUAAUUUGUGUGUGUGUGUGUUUUGCUCUUUCAUGACUCAUUUGUGUUCUUGUGUGUUAUCUGGCAAUUUGUCACCUCCUCCUGUCAGGAAUGUGGUUAUUAUGUGCCAUCCCUUCCCUCCGUGUCUGCGUCUUCCCUGUUCCGCACGUUGCCGUGUGUCCUACCAAUGAUGGGAUUCUCUCCUGUCACUCCAGACUUGCAAAUAAAAACUCACUUUGAAAACAUG
Xenopus laevis (African clawed frog) is the source of this 6836-nucleotide messenger RNA. RefSeq names its product protein phosphatase 1 regulatory subunit 12A. NCBI's taxonomy places the organism in Eukaryota, Metazoa, Chordata, Amphibia, Anura, Pipidae. The coding region runs from base 366 to 3089 and encodes 907 amino acids. The record is from RefSeq and is a predicted model, not a curated record. The transcript has 25 exons.